Molecule: messenger RNA, 1098 nt
Organism: Durusdinium trenchii
Lineage: Eukaryota; Dinophyceae; Suessiales; Symbiodiniaceae
Source: the annotation of a GenBank genome assembly
AUGGAGAGCUGUGGCAAUGUGUGCAACUGGGCACUUUGUGGAGAGUGGCCAGAUCCUGGACCAGGUUUGUGCCAAGAAGCAAGUUCGAGUUGCAGCCGCACAGAUUUUCUUCGAAGCCUUGAUCUUUUGCCCGAAGAGCAAGAACCAUCCUGGUUCUAUUUUGCGGGUGAUUCCACGGGCCGCCAGCUCUGGGCUGCCUUUCUGAAGGACGUGGCGAAGCUUGACCUUGGCAGCCUUCUUGAGGUCAGGCUGAGUGUCGAAAACUGCCCCAGAACCACACCACACGACCAGCGUUUCCAAACAUUUGUCAAUGCAAACGCAAGGCAAGUAGGUCUGCAACCAAACUGGAAAAAGGUGGGGCAUUAUGUUUGUGAUUGGAAUGUAAGCUUUGGCCAAAGACCGGUGCGUGUCACCUAUGACUGGCGCCGCUUCCUCAGCGACUCCACCAAUGAUUUACAUGUGUUGCAAGAGGUGGCAAAAGCAGGAAGGUUGCCUACAGCCUGGGUGGUGAUUUCUGGUGUGCAUGAUUGCUUUUAUUUCCGACGGAACGUGACGUGGCUGACUUCCUCAGUGAAGGCCUUCUUUAGUUUCUUGGAGCAGCGCCCCAUCUUGAAGAGCCGCACGGUGAUCGUGGGAAUGGAGUACAUGGUGGACAAGCGCGAGCGCCCAAAUGGAAAGUUCAGAAACUACAGUUCUUCCCCGCUAUCUUUGUACAACUGUUCGCGAAGACUUCACAAUAUGAUGCUAGAAGGGGCCCGAGAACACGGAGUCUACAUGAUCCCACGUUGGGAACUUACACGGAACUAUGCAGAUAAAGAAGUCUACGCUAUACAUUAUCCGGAAUCAGUCAUUCUAAAUGAGUUGCCAUCACUACUGACUGGUCUCUCUUGCAUUGCCAAAAGCAGGCAACAUGGUCAAAGCACCUCCUUGAUCACGGUACCAUUGUACACCGGCCCUUUGCUUCUCCUUCACUUCCUCAUGACGGUUGCGGCAGCAGUUGGUGCGCUGAUAGUCGUGCAUCAGAGGAGACGGGAAAGAGUUCUACUAGAAGGUCCGGCCGGUGCGCGAGAGCUUCACACUCCCAAAGUACAUCCAUGA